ACCGGACGCUUCUUCAGGAACAACAACGCGGCUACUCUUUCAACCGCCUCGGUAGCUUGCUAGCCAACAUAAAACUGAAAGAUUGACGCUUUCGACCAUGUUAAUGUACAUUAGCUAAUCUCGGUGUUGUUAACGCAGUUCAGUUGACGUAUCAACUAGUUAACUUUAACCUAAUUUGCUUGUUCAAUUUGCAAAGUUGUUAAACAUUGAUACUGAGCCUAGCGUUAGGCUAGUCGCUAAUUCUAACAUCCCAGACCAUGAGCUCACUAAACUACUCCUCCCCCGUUAAAGAAGAGGUCUGCUGUAUGCAGAAAGAAGCUCUGAGGCUGAACAUUGUCGUGAAACAAGAAGAGGAUGUUAUAGAGGAAACGGAGGAAGAACCUUUCAGAGAGGAAGAGGAUGCUAUCUCAGUAGAGGUGAAGGAGGAAGACGUCUUGGGAGUGAAAGAGGAGGAGACAGAAUAUCAGAUUAACACCAGAGAGAGACAUGACUAUUGUGGAUCCUCUGGGGAGCAUCAACAACAUCCUGAUGCUGACGAGGCAGAGAAGAGUCUCUCCAGAUCAGAACACCAGAUGGACAACGCUAGCCCUUCCUCCCUCCCGGAGUCCCCGUGUCGUGCCUCUCCCAGUAGCGCCUUACUGCUGGGUAUGAAGAGGUUGUCUGUGCUGCUGGUGGACUGCAGGAAAACAACGGGGCUGAGUGUAACUGUGAGAGGAGGAGAAGAGAAGAAAGGAUCAGAUUUGACACAUCAAAGAGAAAGACCAGACUCAGAGGAACCAGAGCCAGGGACGUCCAAACCAGCAAGACGACACCAGUGCUCCCACUGUAGAAAGGGUUGUAACCGGUUAUGGGACCUGAAACAACAUGAGAGAAUCCACACAGGAGAGAAGCCUUACCACUGCUCCCAGUGUGGAAGGAGUUUUAGCCAUAAAGGAAACCUGAACCAACACGAGAGAAUACACACAGGGGAGAAGCUUUACCACUGCUACCAGUGUGGAAAGAGUUUUAUCCAUUUAGGGUACCUGAAACAACAUGAGAGAAUACACACAGGGGAGAAGCCUUACCACUGUACCCAGUGUGGAAAGAGUUUUAAAGAUUUAGGGAACCUGAAAAGACAUGAGAGAAUACACACAUGAGAGAAGCCUUACCACUGCUCCCAGUGUGGAAAGAGUUUUAACGAUUUAGGGAACCUGAAACAACAUGAGAGAAUACACACAGGGGAGAAGCCUUACCACUGCUCCCAGUGUGGAAAGCGUUUUAAAGAUUUAGGGAACCUGAAACGACAUGAGAGAAUACACACAGGGGAGAAGCCUUACCACUGCUCCCAGUGUGGAAAGCGGUUUAACCAGAAAGGACACCUGAAUGAACAUGAGAAUACACACAGGGGAGAAGCCUUAUCACUGCUCCCAGUGUGGAAAGAGUUUUACCCAGUUAUGGAACUUGAAAAGUCAUGAGAGAAUACACACACAGGGGAGAAGCCUUACCUCUGCUCCCAGUGUGGAAAUAGUUUUAACCACAAAAGCAACCUGAACCAACACAAGAAAAUACACAGAGGGGAGAAGCCUUACCACUCCUCCCAGGAUGCAAAGCUUUUGCCCAUUUUAGGAAGCCUGAAAGAACACAUGAGACUGCACAUGUGGAGAAGGCUUACAAAAGCCCAGGCUGUGGGAAAACAUAUUACUCAUAACAGUCACUUAAACGUCAUUAGAGAAUCCACACAGGAGAGAGAAAUUACUUCUCUUAGCGUGUAUAUGGAUAUUUCACAUCUGACUGAUAAUGUGUUUAUCUGUUUUUACCAUAUGAAAUUGCUUCUUCCAAUUAUUGAUGUACCUGUUAAAAAACUGACUGUUAGAACUGUUAAGGCUCCAUGGAUUGAUGAGGAAUUGAACAUCUGUAUGGUUGAAGGAGAUGGGUGCACAUCUGGCUGGCUUAUAUACUGCAAAUUGAGGAAUGAUGUGACCAAACUCAACAAAAAUAAUAAACUUUAUUAUGAAUCCUAGGUCAAUGAUAUAAAGAAUGAUGGAAAAAAACUUGUACAAACAACUUUAAUAAAAACAUAAUGAAAGAAAAGCAGUGCAAGUAUUGAAUGUUGUAAAGUUAUUGUGGGAGAGGUGGAAAAAUUGUUAUCGAUCAAUAAUGACAAAUCUCCUGGCAUUGACAACUUAGAUGGAAAGCUACUGAGGACAGUAGCUGACUCUAUAGCCACUCCUAUCUGUCAUAUGUUUAAUCUGAGCCUAGAGGAAAGUCUUUGUCCUCAGGCCUGGAGGGAAGCCAAAGUAAUUCCACUACCCAAGAGUGGUAAAGCGGCCUUUACUGGUUCUAACAGCAGACCUAUAAGCUUGCUGCCAGCUCUUAGCAAACUUUUGGGAAAAAUUGUGUUUGACCAAAUACAAUGCUAUUUCUCUGUAAACAAAUGAACAACAGACUUUCAGCAUGCUUAUAGAGAACAUGUACUCAACAUGUACUGACUGAAACAAAUGACUGAUGAUUGGUUAAGAGAAAUUGAUAAGAUUGCGGGAGCUUUAUUGUUA
This is a messenger RNA of Salvelinus fontinalis (brook trout), 2531 nucleotides long. Its product is annotated as zinc finger protein 436-like. NCBI's taxonomy places the organism in Eukaryota, Metazoa, Chordata, Actinopteri, Salmoniformes, Salmonidae. Gene Ontology annotation, molecular function: RNA polymerase II cis-regulatory region sequence-specific DNA binding; DNA-binding transcription factor activity. Bases 258 to 1136 code for a protein of 292 amino acids. The transcript is spliced from 4 exons. Gene Ontology annotation, biological process: regulation of transcription by RNA polymerase II. The record is from RefSeq and is a predicted model, not a curated record.